Messenger RNA from Nicotiana tabacum (common tobacco), 4968 nucleotides. The record is from RefSeq and is a predicted model, not a curated record. NCBI's taxonomy places the organism in Eukaryota, Viridiplantae, Streptophyta, Magnoliopsida, Solanales, Solanaceae.
UUUCUCUUUGAAUUGGCGAUGAACCCUAAAGAGUUUAAAGGUCAAAUUGAAGUCUUGAAAAGUCCAGAACAGCUGAAGAUUUGACAUCAUCGCUAAUCCUACGUCUUGGUUCUUGGUGAUUAUUCUUAUAUGAUGCCUCCUAAAGGAAGAAAGAAUCGUCGAAGUUUAGGUCCAGACGUCAUUAGCAACCUUCCUGAUAAUGUAAUCGAUGUCAUUCUGAUGCGUUUGCCUUGUAAAGAUGCUGUGCGGACAAGCAUCUUAUCGAAAAAAUGGAGGUAUCACUGGUGUAGACUUACAAAGUUGAAGCUUGAUGAAUCUCUUUGGAAAACAAAAAAGGAUAAACUAUACCCUACAGUUAAAUUUACAAAGAUUAUAUAUCAAAUUUUGACCCUUCAUGAAGGACCCAUUACUAAGUUCAAGUUCGACAUUGUUGAUUCAAAAAGAUGUCCUACGAUUGACAACUUCAUAUAUUUCCUCUCGAGGAAUGACAUUCAACAUCUUGUUCUUCACUUUCCAUGGCAUAAGAUAUACAAAAUGCCUUCUUCACUUUUCGAAUGUUCGCAGCUGAGGCAUUUGACUCUUCAUGAUUGCUCAAUACAUCCUCCAUCGGGCUUUAAAGGAUUUUCAAGUUUAGUUAGCCUGGAACUGUGUAGGGUCACAAUUUCUUCUGAGUUGCUGGAAAGUUUAAUAAAUCAUUGCUCGUUGCUUGAGCAAUUGGUGUUGCAAUUCUCAGAAAUUUUAAACAUAAUUGAAAUUAAUGCCCCCAUGCUGAGAUCCUUUGAAUUCACAGGCAGUAUAAGUUCUCUCUGUCUAAAGAAUGUCCCUCUUCUGAAAAAGGCAUCUCUGGACUUAUGUCAAGGUUCUUCUAUGGAGGCGGAGAAUUUUUAUCUUGCAAAAUUUUUCGAGUCUUGUUUUGCUCUCGAGCACCUCCGCUUGUACUUCUUUGGUGAUAAGUUUGAUGAUGCAGAAGCAGAUGAAGCACCAACAAGGCUUCCCUUUGAUCAUAACCGUGUCAAGCGUUUUUAUUUGCCUGGUAUGAUUAUGAGGGAAUCAUAUGAGUUGUCAUAUUAUCUUUGCUUGAUAAGAAGCUUCCCAUACUUGGAAUCAUUCGAAACUGAGGUUCUUAAUCGACAUGAUGAUGAUGUUGUAGAAUCGCUUGAACUCGAACGUUUCUCGGAUGUGACAUUUAAUCACCUCAAGGAAGUUAAGCUAAAAAUCUUUUCAGGAAUAACACAUGAAAUGCAGCUUAUCAAGCUUUUCUUAGCCAAGUCCCCAGUGUUGGCUAGCUUGCGCACAUGUUUGCAUAUAACAAUCUUGAAGCGCCUCGCGUCUAUUGCUCGUAAGGUAGAGGCAUGGAGAUUUGAUAUUGGUAUGAAUUUUAUAGUUUCACUAGCUAGCACAUAUGCUUCAUUUUCUUUUUGUUGAAAAAAUUACUCAAUAUGUUAUAUAAUACUUAAUUAUUCAUUUAAUCUCCUAUAUUGUUUACUUUUUCCUUACAAAAAAUAAAUAAAUUAAUCUCCUAUUUUGUGGAGCUUAAUCCAUUUUCAAGCCGAAGUAAAUUGUUCAUAUUCACUCAUUUUCUUAAUACUAGUGUUAGAAUCCAUGCGAUACGCAGAAUGUCAUUUUCCCAAAGGUAUACGAUAUCCAUAUAUUGACGCAAGGCAUGCACUAAUUACUAAACCACGUCUAUGUAAAGUUAUUUUUUAUUUAAUUUUUAUACAUUGAAUCCACCACUAUCUUGUUAUAUAUUCCCUAUAAAUCUGUCCAAAAAUUUCAUCUGUUGAACGUAAAUUGUUUCAGUGUGACUUUCUCAACAACUUUCUUCAUAGAAAGUGUAUCUGAAAAAGGAAGAAAAGAAGUCCAAGAACGAACCAUGAAGACAUUAUACCUAUACCAAAAUAUAUAGUUGAAUUUUCCUUCCAAGUGUUUGUGCAUUAAACACUAAAAUCUUUCAAUAUUUUUUCAACUUUCCAUAUAUUAAACACAUGUUGAUUAACUUUAAAUACCUCUAUGCAUUCAUUAGAAAGUAUUAGUUCGAAAAAGAAAAACAUGGAUAAUCACAAACCUCGUCGAGUUUUGAUGUUUCCAUGGUUGGGAAAUGGACAUAUUUCUCCAUUUUUCGAGUUAGCCAAAAAGCUCAGUACAAGAAACUUCAUUAUUUACUUGUGUUCUCACCAGUAACCCUAAACUCCAUUAAGAAAAAAUUUAAUUCAGAAUUUUCACAAUCAAUUCAAUUUCCCAUUAGAAAGAUUUGUUAGAGAUUGCUUAUGGGUUGGAAAAUAGUAAGGUGAAUCUCAUAUGGCCUAUAAGGUUCCAAAAAAGAGAAGAUGUUGAACUUUGAAGAGGCAUUACCUAAAGGUUUUCUUAAUAAGGUAGGCAAAAGGGGAAAAGUUUUUAACAACUUGUUUGGAUGGUUGUUAUGUAUCGUUUUAUAAUGUAUCAUAUUGUAUUGUAUCGUUUUGAUAUAUACAAUAUUUGGAUAAAUUUUAUUGUUUAUCGUCAUUUCAUGAUGUCAUACACCAACAAUGUGAAGAUUAAACUUGCAAUAUUAUAAAUUAAGAAAAAGUAAGGUAUGAGAUAGAAUUAUUAUAUUAAAAGGUAGUGUAAAAGAUAAAAUAGGAAUAUUUAAUAAAAGAAACGGCAAGAUGAGAAAAAGAGAAGAAGGAAACGACGCAGCCACACCAAGUCGGUUGUUCAAUAAAGUGGCACUUUUCGUCGUUAUGUAACGACAGAUUUAACGAUAUCAAAAUAAAUAUUAUAUUUAAAGUAAUAAUACUAUGUAAUACAACAGGUAACAUCCAUCCAAACAAGAUGUAAAGGAUGGGGCACCAUAAGCUAAAAUAUUGGAACAUUCGAGCGUUGGCAGUUUUGUGAGUCAUUGUAAAUGGAGUUCUAUAUAUAUACAUAUGGCUUCUAGUAUUUUUUUGGGUGUUUAGAAAAGACAUUACUAUUUUAGUAUUUUUUUGUUUUGAUGGUUAAUGCAGAAGGUUUGUUUUGUGGCUCUACUAGCUUGGAUUAAUCAUACUAGCUAGUCUUGAAGUUUAUUUUGUUAAUUGUUAUUAAAGUAUAAAUUAGUCUUCUAUAUUUCCUACUAUUUUCCAAUAAGCAUUUACUAGAAUGAUCUAUGUGCAAUGGUGUCAAAUCAUGAAAACAACUUUGUUAUCUCUUCAUUAUUUUAACCUUUCCAACUCUUGUUUUUUUUGAAAAAAAUAAUUCAGGAUAUAAAGAUUCCUAUCUUUUUAAUAAGAGAAUAAUCUAAAGCUGCCAAGACAUAAAAAGCCUGAAUAGUUGAAUAACAUGCGUAUCUAAUCAGAAUAAAUUUAGUUGCAUUAAAUUCGGUAAAAAGAUUGAUCUGUCAAUAUAUUGACGCAAGACAUGCACUAAUUAACCCUUGUCUGCGGAACAUUUUUUUCAAAAACGGUACUUUCUCAAUCACUAUUAAUUUUUUAAUUAUUAUUAUUAUUGUUGUCGUCGUUAGCAGCCAGCUGUGGUGCAUUUCAGCUAAUUUUAUAGGUUAUUUCCUAUCAGUACAGGUAUGAGUUAACUUUAUCCAUCAAAUCUUAGACAUAUUCGAAGAAAUUAUAUAGUAUUUUUAUUUCUGUUAAAAUUUGAACUUGAGACCUCAGUCAGUUGAUCACUUGAUCCCAACAUUAAAUACAUAUAGUAUUUCAUUUAGAGCUAUGAAAAAUAUAUUUUCAAUCACCUAAAGAUAAAUUGUUCAGUGUGACCUUCUCCACUAAUUCUAUCUUGAUAAAAAGUGUAUUUGACAGGGCAUACUUUUAUAUUAUUUCAGCAAAAGUAUCUCCUAAAUCUUCUUCUCUUUUAAUCUCCUCUUACUAGUGGUAUCAAACUUUUAUAGUUGGAUGUCACUUUCCUCUCUAAUCUUACUUAUUUUACCAUUUACUCAUUCGUGUUUAAAUCUCACCCAUGAAUAAUUUAUUGGAUCAUUAAUUAUCAUUAUUGUUCCUUUUGUGUAACAAUCUAUCCUCUCGAGCCGAGGUCUUUUGGAAGCAGUCUUUCUGCCAUCCACGAUAGGGUUAAAAAUUAAGAUCUGCAUAUACAUUACCUUCCCCAGACCCUACUUAUAGAAUUUUACUUGAUUGUUGUUGUUGUUGUUGUUGUGUAACAAUCGAAUAUUGUUCUGAGCGUAACUCGUGAUGUAUAGGUGAUCGUGAUUAGGCGCAUGUUACGUGAGUUAUGAACCGUAUGCCACUAGCCCUCGACCACUACAUACUAUGUUCUUCCAAAAAGAAAAAACAAAGAUGACAAGAUGACUAGAUAUUCGACUUGGGCGCCAAGAAAGUAUGAUGUUAUUUCAAGAUCACGGGUCCCACUAUUUUCAACUGUAACUUCAGUACCUUCCCUCUAUAUUUCAAGAAAAACUUGCAUUUGUCUCUUGCUUCUUUCCUUAUACAGAAACCUAAUUCUAAGCAUUUCUUAUCUACACAAAUGAAUCUGCAACAAAGUGCAGCUAUUUUUUCUGUAAUCCCAAUUUUAGGCUAUGUAUUACACACCCUAUUCAAUGUUCUAUGUAAUACUGAACACUCCAAAGCUAAAGAUGAGAUGGAAUUGGAGAAUGAUGCAGCAACCGCUGGUAAUAUAGCAGCUCAGAAACAUUUCAGGCAACUUCAACAUUUUCGAGGAGCUUAAUAUAGAGCUGCUACACAAUUGCUUCAGCGGGAGCUCGCUGUCAGUAUUGAAAACGUCCUUAGUUCCUCGAUUUUUUUUGUGAUGCGAAAUCUAUAAAUAGCUAAAUAGUUAUUUGGUACUUAUUCGAGCAUAGUUGUAGAAGCAGUGGCGGAUCUUUAGUAUUGUAUAUGGGUUUUCGGGAACCCAAUAACUUUUGCGUGCAUCCUAUAUUUCUAUUAAGUAGGUUAAGGUUUUUACUACUUCCGGUUUAAAAUAAGCGGCGUUUGUUAAAAUUAUUUGAUUAAGUUACUCUUUAGAUCUCAAAUUACUCUUUAUUGA